AAUCCAAUUUUAUAGAUGAUAUUUUUUUUCACAAGUAGUCUAGCGGCUAAAAAUUUCAUCAUUUGAAUAAAUUGAUGACUGGUGUUUAAAACCCCGACUCCAAAAAUAAUCUAAUAUUCUGGCAACUGAGUUAAACUCACGGAUAAAAUGAUAUUCUAAUUAAUGCAACAGAAAGAUACACUCGGACAAUCUCUCGCCUCAUAUAUCUAUCAUCCCUUCCAAUUUUCAGUUGAAGUGUCGUUCGUGUAUUCAACUGCAAUGGCUACUACAUCUUUUCGAUUACCAAUAUCCAUGCCAACUUCAUCAACCUCUUCUUCUCGUUUCACUCCAAGAAGAUUGAAAACUCUUAGAACAAUUAACGCAAUUAGUAAAUCCAAAAUUCCUAUGCCCCCUUUCAACCCUAACGACCCUUUUCUCUCCAAACUCGCUUCCGUCGCUGCUUCUUCCCCUGAUACACUUCUUAAACCUUCCUCUAAUCCCGAUAAUCUUCCUUUUUUGGAUAUUUACGAUUCUCCUCAACUCAUGGCCAAUUCCGCAGUUGCAAGGGCUUCUGCUAGAUAUGGCGGCAGGGGACGUGUCAGAAGGCCACCACCUGACCUGCCUUCAUUACUGCUCAGCGGUCGAAUUGUUUACAUUGGCAUGCCUUUGGUGUCGGCUGUCACAGAGCUUGUUCUUGCACAGCUUAUGUUCCUGAAUUCUGUGGAACCUGAAGAACCGAUAUAUCUCUACAUAAAUUCCACUGGGACUACACGAGCAGAUGGAGAAACGGUGGCAUUUGAGACAGAAGGUUUUGCCAUUUAUGAUGCAUUGGGUCACAUGAAAUGUCAGAUAAACACACUCGGAUUGGGAAAUGCUAUUGGUCAAGCCUGUUUACUACUUGCAGCAGGGACUCCUGGCAGACGCUUUAUGAUGCCGCACGCAAAAGCCAUGAUUCAGCAGCCUCGUGUCCCAUCAUCUGGGUUGAGAUCUGCAAGUGAUCUUUAUAUUCAUGCAAAGGAGGUGGUAACAAACAGGGACACUCUAGUUAAACUACUGGCCAAACAUACGAGAAAUUCUGAGGAGACAGUUGCUACCAAGAUGAGGAGACCAUUUUACAUGGACGCACCAUUGGCUAAGGAAUUCGGGGUCAUUGACAAAAUUCUUUGGCGUGGCCAGGAGUCGCUUAUGGCAGAGGUUCCUACUCGGGAAGAUUGGGAAAAUGGUACUGCUGGUGCUAAACUUGGAGCUAAAUCUGGAAAUAGAUUUUAGUUCCUCUUUUGGAUACAUAUCUUGCUAAUGUUACAGAUGUUCCGUGCCCUAAUACCAUAUGUAGGAGGUUUCUGUUUAUCUUUAUUUUUUAUACUUUUUUUAAAAAAAAAUUAUCCAGGGCUCCUAGGAAUAGGAAUGUUCCACAGCUAUUCGCUGAAAAGUGGAAACUGUAGUUAUUAUGAAAGCUGUAGUGCACAGAAGGCAUGAAUGAUUGAACAAGAACACAACAAAUUGAUCAUUCAUUUAUGUAUGUGGUCAUAUUUAUGUUUGCUUAUGAUGAUCAUAUUCUUGUUGUCCUUCA
Messenger RNA from Trifolium pratense (red clover), 1549 nucleotides. RefSeq names its product ATP-dependent Clp protease proteolytic subunit-related protein 3, chloroplastic. Bases 163 to 1248 code for a protein of 361 amino acids. The transcript is spliced from 10 exons. The record is from RefSeq and is a predicted model, not a curated record. Gene Ontology annotation, cellular component: endopeptidase Clp complex. NCBI's taxonomy places the organism in Eukaryota, Viridiplantae, Streptophyta, Magnoliopsida, Fabales, Fabaceae. Gene Ontology annotation, molecular function: serine-type endopeptidase activity; ATP-dependent peptidase activity; ATPase binding. Gene Ontology annotation, biological process: protein quality control for misfolded or incompletely synthesized proteins.